GAGAGAGAGAGAGAGAGAGAGAGAGAGAAAGAGACAAAGAGAGAAAGAGAGCACAACAAACGAAUGAUUGCAAAGGCAGAAUCCUCACACGAAAUAAGGCAAAACAUUUCAUGGCAUAGAGCGCGGGAAAGCCAUUCAUCCCACUCCUAUCGCCAUGCAAAGGGCUAUGAAAUCAUGUUAAUGAGCGUGAAAAACUUUUAA
Penaeus chinensis is the source of this 201-nucleotide messenger RNA. RefSeq lists its product as uncharacterized. NCBI's taxonomy places the organism in Eukaryota, Metazoa, Arthropoda, Malacostraca, Decapoda, Penaeidae. The annotation marks the transcript as partial. The record is from RefSeq and is a predicted model, not a curated record. The transcript has 3 exons.